UCGGCCACCAGCUCGCUCUCUAUACUGUACGCCGAAGAAUAUAAAGGACCAAGAAACAACAUGUCCCAAAUCCAGGACAAGACACCAAACACUCCAAAUGUCGACGAGAAACAGCUUCAACCAGUCCCUUAUAACUUGGUUCCAUACGCGAUGCCCUACGGGCAAGCCCCAGGCGCAAUGCAACAGGGUGGGUACCCACAGAUGGGUCAGUUCUAUCCUGGCAUGCCAAAUUUUGCCCAUCAGCCUGGAGUGCCCUUGGUGGCAACUCCGAUCGCCGCCCUCAACCGUGCCUCUGCACCUGUCGACUGCCCUGUGUGCGGUAUACGCGAUCUUACCGCUACUAGAAAGUCUGGUCCUUUGCACGGCAUCCCUUCGAUGCCAGCUAGCAGUCAGCCCGAUACUCUAGGGGACAUAAAUAAAUCCCAUUUAGAGGCUUCCUUACCUCCAACUGAGCUUAAGCAAGAAAAGCUCACGAAGGUUACCUACGAUGGACCACCGAAAGUUAUUGGAGGGGUCGGAAGACCCGACAGUGUCCAUUCCCCAACGAAGGAACUACCAGGUGCACCGUCCUCAUCACAGCAACAACGCCAAGGCAGCCAAUAUACACCGAAUGAGAAGCAACCUCUCUUGCAAAGCUUCCAACAGGAUCCCAAUGUGACGCCGAUUGGUGCGCUCGGUCGCAAUUCCGCGAUCAUCAAGUGUCCACUGUGCAAUCAGUGCGACCCAACCAAUACUAGACUGCUGGCCAGAAAGUCACCAUAUCGACUUUCGGAAAUUGGAGUGGCCGGUGGGAAAGCACGACGCCUAACUGCCAGGACUUUUGCUUCUUGCGAUCCCGGAGAAGAUACUCUUACCGAGCACCCCCAAUUACAUGGAUGGGCGACAGACCCAACCCCUUCCUUACUACUCGCUCCCAGAUUCCAACCCAUAUGGGCAAAACCCAGCUGCGACGCAACAGGCCGGGUACCCGCAGCCGGGACAGAUGAUGAUGCAGCAAAUGAUGAUGCUACAGAUGGGGGUUCCAAUGGUGAGACCCAUCAAUGCACUCAUGCGUCAACCUGCACUCGUCGAUUGCCCC
This is a messenger RNA of Acaulospora colombiana, 1078 nucleotides long. The record is from the annotation of a GenBank genome assembly. Lineage: Eukaryota; Fungi; Glomeromycota; Glomeromycetes; Diversisporales; Acaulosporaceae.